Panicum virgatum (switchgrass) is the source of this 1563-nucleotide messenger RNA. Its product is annotated as cysteine proteinase 1-like. The coding region runs from base 133 to 1293 and encodes 386 amino acids. Gene Ontology annotation, molecular function: cysteine-type endopeptidase activity. The record is from RefSeq and is a predicted model, not a curated record. Gene Ontology annotation, cellular component: lysosome. Lineage: Eukaryota; Viridiplantae; Streptophyta; Magnoliopsida; Poales; Poaceae. The transcript has 4 exons.
CGCAUCCAACACGGCAAACACGCAAGCAAACACCACACCAAGCUCAAACGUAAAUAACACCCCCAGCGGGUAACCAACCAACCACAACCGCCAAAAAAUAUCCCACCCCACCGGGCCAGGCCAGUCACCACCAUGGCUCGCCGCGGCCUCCGCCCCCUCGCCGGCGCCGCGCUCCUCCUCCUCGCCCUCUUCUCCGCCGCCGCGCUCUGCUCGGCGGAGCCCGAGGAGGCCGCCUCCGCCGCGGAGGACCCGCUCAUCGAGCAGGUGGUCGGGGCCGGCGCGGACGGCGACGAGCUGGAGCUGAACGCGGAGGCGCACUUCGCCAGCUUCGUCCGCCGGUUCGGCAAGUCGUACCGCGACGAGGACGAGCGCGCGCACCGCAUGUCCGUGUUCAAGGCCAACCUCCGCCGCGCGCGGCGCCACCAGCGACUCGACCCCACGGCGGUGCACGGGGUCACCAAGUUCUCCGACCUCACCCCGGCCGAGUUCCGCCGCCAGUUCCUCGGCCUCCGCCGCUCCUCCGCCCGGGACCUGCUCAAGGGGUCGUCCGCGCACAAGGCGCCCAUCCUCCCCACCGACGGCCUUCCGACCGACUUCGACUGGCGUGAACACGGCGCCGUCGGACCCGUCAAGAACCAGGGCUCGUGCGGGUCGUGCUGGUCCUUCAGCACGUCGGGGGCGCUGGAGGGGGCGCACUACCUCGCCACCGGCAAGCUCGAGGUGCUCAGCGAGCAGCAGAUGGUCGACUGCGACCACGAGUGCGAUGCAUCCGACCCACGCUCAUGCGAUGCAGGAUGCAAUGGUGGCUUGAUGACUACAGCUUUCAGCUAUCUCGAGAAAGUUGGUGGCCUAGAGAGUGAGAAAGAUUACCCUUACACUGGGAGUGACGGCACCUGCAAGUUUGACAAGUCCAAAAUUGUAGCUCAAGUGAAAAACUUCAGCGUUGUAUCUGUGGAUGAAGACCAAAUUGCUGCUAAUUUGGUUAAACAUGGCCCACUCGCAAUCGGUAUCAAUGCAGUAUUCAUGCAGACAUACAUCGGGGGUGUCUCGUGCCCAUACAUUUGUGGAAGGCAUCUUGACCAUGGUGUUCUCCUAGUUGGCUAUGGAUCUGCUGGAUACGCGCCAAUCCGCUUCAAGGAAAAGCCCUACUGGAUCAUCAAGAACUCCUGGGGUGAGAACUGGGGUGAGAAUGGUUAUUACAAGAUUUGCAGGGGUCCGCAUGUGAAAAACACAUGCGGUGUUGAUUCGAUGGUUUCUACGGUCACUGCCAUCCACACCUCCAAGAAGGAAUAGGUUCUGAUUUGUCCUCGUCUGUAUAUAGCAUUGCAUAUGAUGUGAUCUUGUGCUAGAUCAUUUGCCAGAGAGGGCUAUCCUAUGGCAUUAUCUGAAAAUGUUUUCGAUGGAUGUAUUGUACAUUUGUAUUAAGUUAUUGUGGAUGUUUGUCACACCAGCACAUUAACCAUUGGUAAUGUUUGUAAUGGUAAAUAUAUGAACAUGUUACCAAACAUGUGCUAUAAAUAAAUUGUAGGGAUCUUAAAAAAUCAAGAUGCCUGUGGUUCUGAA